Messenger RNA from Arachis stenosperma, 5223 nucleotides. Its product is annotated as ABC transporter C family member 12-like. Gene Ontology annotation, cellular component: membrane. Gene Ontology annotation, molecular function: ATP binding; ATP hydrolysis activity; ABC-type transporter activity. Lineage: Eukaryota; Viridiplantae; Streptophyta; Magnoliopsida; Fabales; Fabaceae. Gene Ontology annotation, biological process: transmembrane transport. The record is from RefSeq and is a predicted model, not a curated record. Bases 40 to 4995 code for a protein of 1651 amino acids. The transcript is spliced from 26 exons.
UCUCUCCCUUUCACAUUUCAGUUACAGAGAGCAUCACUCAUGGAUCCAUUCGUUUGGUACUGCAAGCCUGAAUCAAACAGUGUUUGGGCCAAAGCAGUUGAUAGCGCCUUUGGUUCCUAUACGCCAUGUGCAAUCAAUACUCUUGUAAUUUCAACCUCCAAUUUCGUUCUUAUGGGACUUUGCUUCUAUAGAAUUUGGCUUAUUGCUACAAACACAAAGGCUCAGAGGUUUUCCUUGCGUUCUAAUUGGUAUAAUUAUGUUCUCGCAUUGUUGGCUUCUUAUUGUGCUAUUCAGCCUCUGUUGAGAUUGUUGACUGGAAUUUCAGCAUUUAACUUGAAUGGUGAAACUGGAUUUGCUCCUUUUGAGGUAAUGGCCUUGAUGGUUGAAGCGCUUACAUGGUGUUCGAUGAUAGUUCUCAUUCUAUUGGAAACCAAGGUUUAUAUCCGGCAAUUUAGAUGGGUGGUGCGGUUUGGAGUUAUCUAUGUUUUGGUUGGAGAUGUUGUAUUGCUUAACCUUCUUCUGUCAGUGAAAGAUUACUGCAGUAGAUCUGCCCUGUUUCUGUACCUUAGUACUUUUAUCUGCCAGGUCUUGUUUGGUACAUUGCUUUUUGUUUACGUACCUAAUUUGGUUCCGUAUAAUGGCCAUAUAACAACGCAAGACGAGCUUCCUGACAAUGCUGAGUAUGAACUACUUUGUGGAGAGGAACAAGUUUUCCCUGAGAUGCAUGCUAAUAUAUUCUCUAGAUUAUGUUUUGGAUGGGUAACUCCACUCAUGCGGCAAGGUUACAGAAAACCCAUCAGAGAAAAGGAUGUUUGGAAGCUAGACAAGUGUGAUCAGACAGAGACAUUAACAGAAAAGUUUCAAAAGUGUUGGAUGAUAGAAUUUCAAAGCUCUAACCCAUGGCUUUUAAGAUCUUUGAACAACAGCUUAGGGAAGAGGUUUUGGUGGGGAGGCAUCUAUAAGAUUGGUAAUGAUCUUUCCCAGUUUGUUGGGCCAAUUCUGCUGAACCAUCUGUUAAAUUCAAUGCAAAAUCAAGAUCCAUCUUGGGUUGGUUACAUCUAUGCUUUCUCCAUAUUUGUUGGAGUGUCACUUGGUGUUCUAUGUGAAGCUCAAUAUUUCCAGAAUGUGAUGCGUGUUGGUUUUCAGCUUAGAUCAACUUUGGUGGCUGCUAUAUUUAGAAAAUCUUUGAGGCUAACUAAUGAAGGUCGAAAGAAGUUCUCAUCUGGGAAACUUAUGAAUAUGAUAACUACAGACGCCAAUGCACUACAGCAAAUAUGUCAACAACUUCAUGGACUUUGGUCAGCACCAUUCCGUAUCAUCAUAGCAAUGGUUCUCUUAUACCAGCAACUAGGCGUUGCUUCACUUAUUGGAUCGCUACUUCUAGUUCUCAUUGUCCCACUACAGACAUACGUGAUUGCCAAAAUGAGAAAACUGACAAAGGAAGGACUGCAGCAAACAGACAAGAGGGUUGGUAUCAUGCAUGAAAUUCUGGCUGCCAUGGAUACUGUAAAAUGUUAUGCAUGGGAAACAAGCUUUCAAUGUAGAGUACAAAGCAUACGGGAUUAUGAGCUAUCAUGGUUUCGCAAAGCACAUCUGUUAAAUGCUCUCAAUACCUUUAUUCUAAAUAGCAUCCCAGUUCUUGUGACUGUAACUUCAUUUGGAAUGUUUACUUUACUUGGUGGAGAAUUGACUCCUGCAAGGGCAUUUACCUCACUAUCUCUAUUCACAGUUUUGCGCUUUCCAUUAAACAUGCUACCAAAUUUACUAAGUCAGGUAGCAAAUGCAAAUGUAUCGUUGCAAAGGCUGGAAGAAUUAUUCUUGGCUGAGGAGCGAAAUCUAAAACAAAAUCCACCUCUUGUACCAGGACUUCCAGCCAUCUCAAUAAAAAAUGGAAACUUUUCAUGGGAUGCAAAGGCAGAGAAGUCCACACUAUCAAAUAUCAAUGUGGAAAUACCAAUUGGAAGCUUAGUUGCAAUAGUUGGUGGUACUGGAGAAGGAAAAACAUCACUUAUUUCAGCAAUGAUUGGAGAGCUACCUCUUUUAAAUGAUGGAAAUGCUAUAAUUAGAGGCACUGUUGCUUAUGUUCCUCAGAUUUCAUGGAUUUACAAUGCUACAGUCAGUUGCAGCUUGUUUAUGCUUCUAAACAUUUUUACUUAUUUCUUUUGUAAUAAAUUCAAACGAAACAAAUACUGCAAUUUACUUCUAAAUCACAUCUUUUUACAGGUACGCGAAAACAUAUUGUUUGGGUCAGAAUUCGAAUAUGAACGAUAUUGGAAGGCCAUUGAUGUCACUGCUUUACAACAUGAUCUCAACUUAUUACCAGCACGCGAUUUUACAGAGAUUGGAGAAAGAGGAGUCAAUAUUAGUGGUGGACAAAAGCAAAGAGUUUCCUUAGCUAGGGCAGUCUAUUCAGAUUCAGAUGUAUAUAUAUUCGAUGAUCCUUUAAGUGCUCUCGAUGCUCAUGUUGCUCAUGAGGUUUUCAAAAACUGUAUAAAGGAAGCUCUAGGAGGAAAAACAAGGGUUCUUGUCACCAACCAGCUACAUCUUCUCCCUCAAGUGGAUAAAAUUAUUCUCCUUAGUGACGGCAUGAUUAAAGAGCAGGGAACUUUUGAGGAGUUAUCAAAGUGUGGGUAUCUAUUUCAGAGACUAAUGGAAAAUGCUGGGAAAAUGGAACAACAAUCAGAGAGUAAUGAAGGUAGAGAGGACCAUGUUGAGGCUAAUGUUUCAACCUCGAGCAAUGAGGCACUUGUUCAGAUUCCAAACGACACAAGCUAUGAGAAGAAGGGAAAGUUACGCAAAUCAGUGCUUGUUAAGCAAGAAGAGCGGGAGACUGGUGUGGUUAGCUUGAAAGUUUUGGCGAGGUAUAAAUCUGCAUUAGGAGGCCUAUGGGUAGUUUUCAUACUCUUUGCCUGCUACACAUUAACAGAAGUUCUUCGAAUUUCAAGUAGCACAUGGUUAAGUGUUUGGACAGAUCAAGAUUCCACUUCAGAUUAUAAUCCAGUAUAUUUUCUUGUCGUCUAUGCACUUUUCUCCUUUGGACAGGUAGCUGUAACACUUGCAAACUCUUAUUGGUUGAUCAUUUCUAACCUCCGUGCUGCAAAAAGAUUGCAUGAUGCAAUGCUAGAUAAAAUACUUCGGGCCCCAAUGGUAUUCUUCCAAACUAAUCCUGUUGGCCGCAUAAUUAAUAGGUUUGCAAAAGACAUGGGAGACAUAGACACCAUGGUUUCUACUUUGGUGAAUCAGUUUAUGGGGCAACUCUGGCAGCUACUUUCUACCUUUGUUCUUAUUGGCACUGUGAGCACAAUAUCUCUGUGGGCUAUAAUGCCAUUGCUGAUCUUCUUUUAUGGAGCUUAUAUAUAUUACCAGAGCACAGCUCGAGAAGUGAAGCGUUUGGAUUCAAUUACAAGAUCUCCUGUUUAUGCACACUUUGGAGAAGCGUUGAAUGGUUUGGCAAGCAUACGCGCUUACAAAGCAUAUGAUAGAAUGGCUCACAUUAAUGGAAAAUUCAUGGAUAAAAAUAUCAGAUUUACCCUUGUGAAUAUUAGUUCAAACCGUUGGCUCACCAUAAGGUUAGAAUCAUUAGGAGGGCUCAUGAUUUGGUUCAUAGCUACAUUUGCUGUAUUGCAAAAUGGAAGAUCUGAAAACCAGGCAGCAUUUGCAUCUACAAUGGGCCUUCUUCUCAGUUAUACUUUAAACAUAACAAGUCUCUUGAGUGGUGUCCUGAGACAAGCAAGUAGAGCUGAAAAUAGUUUAAAUGCUGUUGAGCGUGUUGGCACAUACAUUGAUUUGGAAACUGAGGCUCCAAGAAUAAUUGAGACAAACCGUCCACCACCAGGAUGGCCAACAUCUGGUUUAGUUGAGUUUGAGAAUGUUGUCCUGAGUUACAGGCCUGAACUUCCUCCAGUCUUGCAUGGACUGUCCUUUACGGUAUUGCCAACCGAGAAGGUUGGGGUAGUUGGAAGAACUGGUGCAGGAAAAUCUAGCAUGCUUAAUGCUUUAUUCCGUAUCGUUGAGCUACAAAGUGGAAGAAUCAUUAUUGAUGGUUUUGACAUUUCUAUGUUUGGACUAGCAGAUUUGCGAAGAGUUCUAACUAUCAUACCUCAAUCACCAGUUCUUUUCUCUGGAACUGUUCGCUUCAAUCUUGAUCCAUUUACUGAACACAAUGAUGCCGACAUGUGGCAAGCUUUAGAAAGGGCACAUUUGAAGGAUGUAAUAAGAAGAAAUCCACUUGGUCUAGAUGCACAGGUCUUGGAGGGUGGAGAUAAUUUUAGUGUUGGACAGAGGCAACUAUUAAGUCUAGCCAGAGCAUUGCUUCGAAGAUCAAAGGUUCUUGUCCUGGACGAAGCGACUGCUGCUGUUGAUGUUAGAACAGAUGCUCUUAUACAGAAAACCAUCCGACAAGAGUUUCAGUCCUGCACAAUGCUCAUCAUUGCACACAGACUAAAUACAGUUAUUGACUGCAAUCGGAUUCUAUUGCUCGAUUCUGGACGGGUCCUUGAGUAUGACUCGCCGGACAAACUCUUAUCGAAUGAAGCAAGUGCAUUCUACAAGAUGGUUCAGAGUACAGGAGCUGCAAAUGCUGAGUAUUUAUGUAGUUUAGUUUUUGGAAGGAUUGUGAACAAUUCUAAUGAAGAAAACAAGGGACUUGAAAAUCAAAUGAGACAGUUAGCUUCUUCCAACUGGGCUGCUGCUACACAAUGUGCUAUAGCUGCAACCCUUUCUUCAUUGCAUCUUAACCUUCAAAUCCCAAAUGAAACUAAAGAUAACAAAGAUUUCAUCGAAAAAACGAAGGACGCGUUGACAACACUUCAGGAAGUUCUGGAAGGGAAGCAUGAUGAUGUUAUACAACAGACACUUGUUAAAUACAAUGUUCCUACAGAAAGAUGGUGGUCUACUCUCUAUCAAUUAGUUGAAGGUUUGUCUGUCUUGAUCAAGUUACCUCCGAAAAACAUUCAACAAUUGGAACUUGAUUUUGAAAGAAGGUCCUUUCACUGACAUCUUGAGUUGUGGAGAGCAGUAAUAUGCAAUCAAAUCUCAGAGGGAUGCAGCAAUCAUAAUAUUAUUUUCUAUUUAGAUAUCAUCUCCCUCUUUGUUUCAUCAUAUUGCUUUUGUAUUGUUUAGGAAGUUUAGAAUUUUAAUAGGUUCCAUUUGUUAAGAGUAAAGACAUUUUCGAAGAAAUUUAUCCCCCAAUUCAAAUAUCACAAGUUAAAUAGUUAGCUAAAA